Messenger RNA from Kockovaella imperatae, 1011 nucleotides. RefSeq lists its product as hypothetical. Bases 33 to 965 code for a protein of 310 amino acids. The transcript has 4 exons. The record is from RefSeq and is a predicted model, not a curated record. Lineage: Eukaryota; Fungi; Basidiomycota; Tremellomycetes; Tremellales; Cuniculitremaceae.
CACUAAUAUUUUGUUUGCUUGAGACUCUCGAAAUGGACGGCAGUGAUAGCGAGACCGAUCAGCCCACCCUCAGACCAGGAUAUCGGGGCCACAUCACGCUUGAUAACCUCUCACUCGAUGAAACCUCUGCUCUGGGCUCUGAUGACGGGCAACGAAGCAAGGAUCUUGGCGCUUCAGACUCUUCCGUCAUCAAUCCCUCAACCUCAACCGAUGACCAAGUGACAUCUUCUUUCCAAGAUCAUGACGACAGUGUUGACGAUGAUAUCUCCGUCGAGCUGCAUCGGUUAUCACUCCGAGCAGCAGUCUCGUCCUUUCAUGGUCAGGGUCAGGAGGGCGAAUCUAUCCUCUAUAACGACAUGGAUAUGGGCACUGUUCUGAGUCUGCGCGCAGAGGAUGCUCCACCGAUCCCAUUCUCCUCCCGUACUCCUGCUUCUCCCACUCCGUUCACCAGCGACCGUAGUGAGCCAACUCCAGCUGCCUUCAGAAAUCAAAGAAGCAAAUCUAGAAUGCCCUCAAAUGUGGUCUCGGCAAGUCACGAUAACCAGAAAGACAUGUUGACCGCCAUCAAUGCGAGACUGGAAUGUCUGGUUCGUUGCGCCAAGCAGCCUGAGUUUGAGAAUCGACUCAGGGAGCUUGACGAGGACUUGCAUAUACUGUUGCCAAGUAUACGAGAGGCUCGCCCACAUCCCUCUACCAGGCAGCAUUGGCACAAUCGAGGCGGUUUCUUCCUCGACUUACCCCUUGCAUACUUCUUACACCAUCGGCACAUGGUCAUAGCCGGAAAGGAUGUCAACAUACAGCAACUGAAGGAUUAUCUCGAAAUGGCUAGGACUUACAAGAAUACAAUGUCUACUGUUGCAGCAUUCCAAGCUCAGUAUGGAGAGACGAUCACAUGGCGACCCCGGGAUGGAUCUGUUGGAAUCUGGGCCAAACAGCAGAGGAAACAGAAUCACAGCGCCCAGUAGAAGCUGAGAUUCAUUCUUACGAGCUAUGAAUGUCCACCGUAUCGAG